This is a messenger RNA of Equus caballus (horse), 4529 nucleotides long. RefSeq names its product MICAL like 2 (gene MICALL2). Gene Ontology annotation, molecular function: protein binding. The record is from RefSeq and is a predicted model, not a curated record. NCBI's taxonomy places the organism in Eukaryota, Metazoa, Chordata, Mammalia, Perissodactyla, Equidae.
GCAGAGCCGGGGCUGGUGCUUGGGGCACCUCCCCUGCACCCAGAUGUCCCCUGUACCCCCCGGGGACUGUCCCCAAGCACCCCUCUGUGCGGAGACUCUAGCCUUGAGAAAGAGGCCUGCAGGUAUUUCCCCUUCCUGCCCGAGGUUGGGAAAUGCAUCUGUGGGGCCCCAUGGGGAGCCCCCACGUGGCAUCUGGACAGCAGCUGCUGCUCCCCAUGCCGGGCUGUGCCUCAGCCACCCUUGGAGGCAGGAGACAGUGGGGCAGAAUGUGGUUCCGCAUUCAGCACCCGAAGCUGAACUUUGAUGGGGGUGAGCUGGGGACGUGGAGACGGGGAGAGGAACCAGGAGUGGCGGUUGGGAGGCUGAGUCCCACAGGGGUGCGUGCAGGGUCCUGGGUAAGGCUGGCUGGGGACAGAGCCCAGGCAGCCUGGGCGGGAUCCGCAGAAGUCUGUGAUUGGAGGGAAAGAUGGCAACCCUGUCUGCCAGCACAGCAGCCCCAGCAUGACAGUAUAACUGGAGAUUUGGGGCCUUUCCGAGCCCCGGGAGCUUCCAGGGGCUCCCAGCUGUGCUGGGACUGGAGGCCUGGGUGUGUGUGUGCAUGCCUGUCCUGGCACGCACUGCCCGCGGUGAGCACAGGAGGGCACACAUGGGUGUGUCCACGUGCCGGCACACACAGGCGUCCUAUAGCUGCCCGUGUAACCGUUAUUGAGUGCCUACUGUGUACUCGGCCCUGCAUCCCGUACAAGACGGCCUUGGCCCCUGCCUCACUGAGUGACGCUGUGGUCACAGAGACAGAGGGCGCACAGAUGCACAAAUAACAGCUCAAGGUAGCUGCAGAGUCCGAGGGCUGGGGCAGGGAGGACUGGAGGCCGCCCUCCCACCUGCAGUGACACGUGGGCACCGAGCUAUCUUAUUUACUGCUGACUCGGUUAUCGUCCUGUCAUCUGCCCCCACUGGACUCAGCUCCAGCAGGGCGGGGAUGUCUCUGCUCUGUUCCCUGCUGGGUCCCCCGUGCCUGGAAGCGUGCCCGGCACAUGACAGCGCUCAGUAGAUGUUAGCAUGGAGUGGGAGUUCUAUGGGCGAGGUCGUGCAUUCGGGGUUCAGUAGAUAUGGUAGGAGUUCGGGAGUUGUCAUUGCACGGUUAGGGCUCUGCAGGGAGAGGAGGCAGAGCCUGGAGUGAUGCUGUGUCCACGAGCCAAGGACUACCUGGAGCCGCCAGAAGCUGGGAGGGACGAGGAACAGCAUCGCCCCCAGAGGCUCCGGAGGGAGCCGUGAUGUCAGGCUUCUGGCCCCCAGAGCUGUGAGGGAAUGCAUGGCCGUGGUUUGAAGCCGCCCGGUCUGCGGUCAUUCAUUACGGCAGCAGCCGAAACAAGUACAGGCUUGCCUGCGUGCCCCAGCCCCGGUGCUGAAGGGCCGCUCGGGGUGGCUGUCUUCUUGGGGGAGCCCCCCCGACUCCCCCGUCUGGGGACAAGCCUCUGGCAGCAGGAAAGUGGACAUCCUGUCUCCAGGUCCCCCACCUUUGCCACCAGGACAUCCUUCCCUUGUCUCGUCUAUGCUUCCUGCUGUACGAGGCUGUUUCCUCUUGGCCGGGCCACGGGCAGCAGCUGCAAAGGAGCUGGCGGGCGCCGAGCCAGCCAGGUCUUCUGCAGGGGGACCUCAAGGGCACCUGCCCAGCCACCCGCCCGCCUGCCCACCCGCAGGGCCUGUUUCCGCGGUGACGCCACGUCUGCCAAGCAGCCAGGCGGCCUCUGCCCUCUCCCGAGGUCGCUCGUGUCUUGAAUCUCCUGUGCCUGGAACCUCUCCCUCCAGAAACUUCGAUGCUCUCAGGAAGGAAAACAUUUACGAGAACAACAAACUGGCCUUCCGCGUGGCAGAGGAGCAGUUGGGCAUCCCGGCCCUGCUGGAUGCCGAGGACAUGGUGGCCCUGAAGGUGCCCGACCGGCUGAGUAUCCUGACCUACGUGUCUCAAUACUACAAUUACUUCCACGGGCGCUCCCCCAUUGGGGGCAUGGCCGGUGUGAAGAGGCCGCCAUCUGGCUCUGAUGAGGAACCGACAGGGAAGAAGGCCCCGUCCCAGCCCGCCAGGCCCUCGCCCACCCCGGCCCGGGGGCAGCCGCUGUCUCCAGUUCGUACAAACCCCAUCGUCCAGCAGAAGGAUGGGGGUGCCAAGGGGACCCCCCCAAAGGCUGGCCAGGCCUCGGUGGGCAGCUCCGUCAGCAGCAUCUGUGGGGUCUGCGGCCAGUACGUGCACCUCGUGCAGCGACACCUGGCUGACGGGAAGCUCUACCAUCGUAGCUGCUUCAGGUGUCAGCAGUGCUCCAACACGCUGCACUCGGGGGCCUACAGGGCCACAGGAGAGCCCGGCGUCUUCGUCUGCUCCAGCCAUCAGCCCAAAGCCCCCUCUGCUAGCCCCAAGUUGCCAGGCUGGGACCCCAGACCGCCAGGGGCCACCCCUGUGGACUCCAAGCCCCCCAGCGCCCCGCGGAAGGCCCAGGAGGCGAGCGGGCAGAAGGAGGCGGGGCCUAAGGCCAGGCCAGCAACCUGGGAGCCUGUGGUGGGCAACUCAACUGCCAAAGGUUUCGCUCCAGCCGCAGCUGACCCUCCGGCCACCACCUCCUCCCACGCCCCGGGGGGGAGCCCAGCCGGGUCCCGGCCCUCAGCAGGCCUGCUGGGCGGCAAAGCCAGCACGCGCGUGACCAACAGCUCCCCGACAGGGUGGUCGUCGCCGGCACGGGGCCCGGUGACCGUCAGCCCCCGUCCUGCCCCGACCUCGAGUGCCCCGGACCCUCGCUCGGCCACCCCACCAAGCCGGGCAACCCCCCACGUGGCAGCCCCCCAGACCAAGCUCAGUUCCAGCCCAGCAUCUCCGGGCCCCGCGGAGGCCCCUGCCUGGACCCCGGCAGCCUCCAGGACCCAGCAGGCCCGGGAGCGCUUCUUCCAGGCGCCUGGAGCCGCGCCCAGCCCCGGCCCCGCUGCCAGGGCCCCGGCUCCCGCAGCCACGCCCGCAGCCACGCCCGCAGCCACGCCGCCUGGGGACAGCAGUAGGGAGCAGGCACGGAGCUUCCUCCGGAAAACCCUGCCGGGGCUCGGGGAGGCUGGCACCCCGGCACCCCGCAGGCCCUCCCCAACUACCUCCCCUGCUCUGAAUUCCCAUCCCAGAACUGAAGGGCCACGAGCAAGUCCAUCCGCCAAGCUGUCACCGUCACCAUCUCCUCAGGCCCACCCCCCUUCAAGGACUGAGCUGCCAGCCCCCCUGAGUGUGAGCACCACCUCACGGGCAUCGACGCCGCCCCAGCUGGGCAGGAAGAGCUCAGCUGUGUCCUCAGAGGUCAGCAGGGUGGGUGCUGGCUCCAGGCUGAAGCCGGAGGCCCCACCGGCAAAGGGCCCUAGUGCCAGCCCCCAGGAAGGCCAGGAGGAUGGGCCGGCAGGAUGGAGGGCCCGCCUGAAGCCCGUGGAGAAGAAGGACCACACUGAGAGGGCCCUGGAGCCAAAGGAGCCUCAGGUCCCAGGGGAGCCUCUGGUGGGCAAAGCCCCCCGGAAGGUCUCUGGUGGCUCAGAGGGGGGCGUCCGCAUCACCCUGACCCCUGUGCGGCCUCAAAGGACGCCGAGCCCGCCCCGCCCCGGACCUGGCCUCUCAGCUGCAUCCCCCUCCCCGUCCCCGUCCCCGUCCCGACGCAGGAAGCUGGCCGUCCCUGCCAGCCUGGACAUUUCUGACAACUGGCUUCGGUCCGAGCCGUCGGGGCAGGAAGGCCCAGCCUGGAGCCAGAAGGAGGAGGAGAAGCCCCCUCACAGCAAACCAGGGAGGCCCCCGGCUCCGGCCAGUGUCCCGGCUCCACGUGGCAAGGCAGUGACCUCCCCAGUCAGGCUGCACCCUGACUUCGUGCCCCCGGAAGAGAUCCAGCGGCAGGUGCAGGACAUCGAGCGGCAGCUGGACGCCCUGGAGCUCAGCGGCGUGGAGCUGGAGAAGCGCCUGCGGGCCGCCGAGGGGGACGCCUCGGAGGACGCGCUCAUGGUGGACUGGUUCCGGCUCAUUCACGAGAAGCAGCUGCUGCUGCGGCUGGAGUCGGAGCUGAUGUACAAGGCCAGGGAGCAGCGCCUGGAGGAGCAGCAGCUGGACAUCGAGGGGGAGCUGCGCCGGCUGAUGGCCAAGCCCGAGGGUCUGAAGUCACCCCAGGACCGGCGACGGGAGCAGGAGCUGCUGAACCAGUACGUGGACACGGUGAAUGACCGCAGCGACAUCAUCGACUCCCUGGACGAGGACCGGCUCAGAGAGCGGGAGGAGGACGAGGUGCUCCAGAACAUGAUCCAGAAGCUGGACCUGCAGAGAAGCGGCGGGUCCCAGAGGAAGAAACCGAGGUUCCGUCUGUCCAGCAUCUGGUCCCCGAGGAGCAGAAGCAGGACCCCCGAGUGAGCCGCCGCAGGACCCCCGCCUGGCUGAGCAGGGCGCACCGAGGGGCGGGGCCGGGCCGUGGGGACCGCACACCCUCUCUGCGGGCCCGAGUGGCCCUAAUAAAGAGACUCUGCUCGUG